Molecule: messenger RNA, 1545 nt
Organism: Hordeum vulgare subsp. vulgare (domesticated barley)
Lineage: Eukaryota; Viridiplantae; Streptophyta; Magnoliopsida; Poales; Poaceae
Product: BTB/POZ and MATH domain-containing protein 5-like
Exons: 4
Coding region: 93-1373 (426 amino acids)
Biological process (GO): protein ubiquitination
Molecular function (GO): protein binding
Source: RefSeq, a predicted model, not a curated record
AGAACCAAACCAAACACCCGUACGCCCAAUCGGCCGAAAAUUUCCCAAUCCUGGCCUCUACCGUAACCCUAACCCUAGCCAAUCCUAUUCCCAUGGACGACGACGCCGGUGACGCCUCGCCGCCGCCGGGACCUGCCCCCCCUGCAGCCACGGGCGCACCGUCGUCGCGCGACAUGGCGGCGUCCCCGACCAGCUCGCGCUCCGUGACGGAGACGGUGAACGGCUCCCACCGCUUCGUGAUCCAGGGCUACUCCCUCGCCAAGGGGAUGGGCGUCGGGAAGCACAUCGCGAGCGAGACCUUCACCGUGGGGGGAUACCAGUGGGCUAUCUACUUCUACCCAGACGGGAAGAACCCCGAGGAUAACUCCGCCUACGUUUCCGUCUUCAUCGCGCUCGCUUCCGAGGGCACUGACGUCCGCGCUCUCUUUGAGCUCACGUUGCAGGACCAGAGCGGCAAGGGCAAGCACAAGAUCCACUCCCACUUCGAUCGCUCGCUCGAGUCUGGGCCUUACACCCUCAAGUACCGAGGCUCCAUGUGGGGUUACAAACGGUUCUUUCGGCGAACUGCUCUUGAAACAUCGGACUUUCUUAAAGAUGAUUGUUUGAAGAUAAAUUGCACUGUGGGUGUGGUGGUGUCAACUAUUGAUUACUCCAGAUCACACUCCAUCCAGGUUCCAGACUCUGAUAUUGGCUACCACUUCGGUUCUCUUUUGGACAGUAAUGAAGGGGUUGAUGUUAUUCUUAAUGUGAGUGGAGAGAGGUUUCAUGCCCAUAAGUUGGUGUUGGCUGCACGGUCUACUGUAUUUAGAUCCAAACUUUUUGAUGAUGAAUCAGAAGGAGAGAAGAAUGAGGUUAAUGAGAGUGAGGAUCUGGAAGAGAUUGUUAUUGAUGAUAUGGAGCCCAAGGUUUUUAAGGCCAUGCUUCAUUUCAUCUAUAGAGAUACCCUCGUUAAUGAUUAUGAGUUGGAUGCAUCAAGCUCCAUGGGCUCUAUAUUUGAUACUCUGGCAGCAAAGUUGUUGGCUGCAGCAGACAAGUAUGACCUAGGAAGGUUAAGAUUGCUAUGUGAAUCUUACUUGUGCAAAGACAUUUCUGUGGCCUCAGUUGCAAGUACUCUUGCAUUGGCUGAUAGUCACCACGCCAUGGAGCUUAAAGCUGUUUGCCUAAAAUUUGCCGCAGAAAAUCUUUCAGCUGUGAUCCGGACUGAUGGGUUUGAUUACCUCAAGGAUACCUGCCCAUCACUUCAGUCGGAGAUACUGAGAACGGUUGCUGGGUGUGAGGAGCCGUGCAGUAGUGGCGGGAAGAGCCAGAGUGUAUGGGGACAGCUGUCGGACGGUGGCGACACGAGCGGCCGUAGGGUGAGGCCAAGAAUCUGAGACCACCCUGAACUCUGCUCUGGUUAGGAGGCUCUUGUGUAAAUCGGGGAACAAUUUGUUCUGUAUUUUGUGACAACAGUUUUAACUAGAUGUGACUGAUGCCAUCUUAUCGCACUCUUUUCUUCACUUCAAUUCAUAUUCAUAUGUUUAUAGCCAUUUGAUUGUUUGAUCU